AUGGCCGCCACCGCCUCCUCCCUCUCCCACCUCCUCGUCGCGCCCAAGGCCAGACCCAAAACUCAACCAAACCCCUCGCAUCUCCACUCCCACCGCAUCAGUAACCCGCUCCCCUGCCGUGGGCGGUGCUCCUCCCUCGGGGUCUCCGCCGCGGCAUCCGACCUCCUCUCUCCCGCGCCCUCCCUCAAGUCCCGCCUCGCCGCCGGGGAUACCCUCUAUGGUCUGUUCCUCCUCUCCUUCUCCCCGACCCUCGCCGAGCUCGCCGCCCUCGCCGGCUACGACUAUGUCGUCGUUGACAUGGAGCACGGGCCGGGCGGGAUCCCCGAGGCGCUCGCCUGCCUCCGCGCGCUCGACGCCGCGCGCACCCCCGCCGUGCUCCGCCUCCCGGAGGCCAGCGCCGUCUGGGCCAAGAAGGCGCUGGACCUCGGCCCCGCGGGCCUCAUGCUCCCCGCCAUCGAGUCCCCCGCGGCCGCCGCCGAGGCGGUCUCCCACUGCCGCUACCCGCCGCGCGGGGUCCGCGGCGCCGCGCACCCCAUCGUCCGCGCCUCCGCCUACGGCUUCGACGACUCCUACAUCUCCCGCUGCGAGGACGAUACGCUCGUUAUCUGCCAGGUCGAGACCGCCACCGGGAUCGCGGAGAUCGACGCCAUCGCCGCCGUGGACGGCGUGGACGUUGUGCAGAUGGGCCCGCUCGACCUGUCGGCUAGCAUGGGAUACCUGUGGGACCCCGGGAACAGGAAGGUCCGGGCAGCGCUGAGGGAGGCCGAGAGGAAGGUGCUGGAGGCCAAGAAGAAGAAGGUGGCAGCGGCGUCGGAUGGCAAUGCUGCUUACUUGGGCGGGUUUGCGAUGCAGAAUGAUCCUCCGGAGCAGCUCAAAUUGAGGGGUUACCAUAUGGUGGCUGGCGCAGUGGAUAUUGCAAUGUUCCGGAAGGCGGCAUUGAAUGAUGUCAAGCGGUUCCAGGAGGCAGUGAUGGAGAUCGGCGAGGAGUGUGAUGAGGAGGAGGGGAAGGAUGAGAAGGAAAAUGACGGGUACUGGACUAGUUCUGUAAUGAACAGCAACCUUGCUUGCUCAUCAAGGAUAUCAUCCGGUUCAGACUUCAUAUCUGGCCAUUCCUGGCGUCCCAUAGAGGCUAUGAAACUCCAUCGGAUGCGUGCUGUGAGCUCGAUACGUAUAAGUUGUGCUGCUACUAAACCUGCAAAGACUCCUGCUGAAGAAGAAUGGAAAGUUAAGCGGCAACUGCUAGCGGAAAAGCGGGUACGCAGUGUUGAUGUGAAGGAAGCACUGCGCCUUCAAAAGGAAAACAACUUUGUAAUUCUUGAUGUCAGGCCAGAAGCAGAGUUUAAAGAGGCUCAUCCGCCUGGUGCCAUCAAUGUACAAAUAUACAGAUUAAUCAAGGAAUGGACAGCUUGGGAUAUUGCAAGGCGUGCGGCAUUUGCGUUUUUUGGCAUAUUUGCUGGAACAGAAGAGAAUCCUGAGUUCAUACAGAGUGUUGAUGCGAAGGUUGGGAAAAAUGCGAAGAUAAUUGUGGCAUGUUCUACAGGAGGGGCACUGAAGCCAACGCAAAAUUUCCCUGAUGGGAAGCAAUCUCGGUCCCUGAUAGCUGCAUACCUGUUGGUCCUGAAUGGCUACAGCAAUGUGUACCAUCUGGAAGGUGGGCUUUACGCAUGGUUCAAAGAAGGGCUACCAGCUGUUGAAGGAGAAGAAUGA
Molecule: messenger RNA, 1707 nt
Organism: Miscanthus lutarioriparius
Lineage: Eukaryota; Viridiplantae; Streptophyta; Magnoliopsida; Poales; Poaceae
Source: the annotation of a GenBank genome assembly